CUACACGUCGACAUGUUUCCUGACAGGCAAAAUUUCGGGCGUCAAAAACAUCGCGUACUUGUAAAUGGGCGUUGCAACGAGCUCGUGAUACAGCGAAAUAAAAAGUGGUAAGUUGCGAGCAGUUCUACUUCAGACGCCGACUGACGCUCAUCAAAGAACCACACACAAAGAGAGAAACAUGGAUGUCCGGGCUGGUCUCGUCGUGUUACUCUGCGUGAUGGGAUUCACCUGCGCGGUGCCAGUGAAGUUCAUUGACUGCGGCUCCCCUUCUGGCAAAGUGGCCAUGGUGGACAUUAACCCCUGUGCCAGUCAGCCAUGCCAGCUUCACAAAGGACAGUCCUACGGUGUCAAUGUGACAUUCCACAGUGCUGUGGAGAGCCAAACCAGCACAGCAGUGGUUCAUGGUGUUAUUGCUGGAGUUCCCAUCCCUUUCCCCAUUCCCAUGGAAGACGGCUGCAAGUCUGGAAUCCAGUGUCCCAUCCAGAAGCAGCAGUAUUAUCACUAUGUGACCGCUCUACCUGUGAAGACAGAAUAUCCUGCUAUAAAGCUGGUCGUGGAGUGGGAACUGAGAGAUGACAACAAACAAGACUUGUUCUGCAUUAAGUUCCCAGUUCAGAUUGUGAGCUAAACCAGCAGCAAUACCUCAAACAAAUGUAUAUUUUUAAAAGGGAUUCAGCUUUGAGUAAAAACCUAGAAAGAUCACAUUUUAUUCAUUCUUCAAAUUGAUUUUAAGAUGCAUUUCCUUCACUAUUUUGCAAGACAUUGAUGCUCACACAUCUUAAAAUCCUGCUAAAAACAAAAGAGGUUAUUGCUCUGAUCUAACGAACAGUUGAUUUUUAAGAAUUGUGAAUGUGACAGACCGGGGCUAAUAUUUGUCAAUGACCCCAGCUUAACUACAUUCCACUUUGAUGCAAAAGUCUUGUCUUCCUGGCUGCUGUGUAGUCAGAAAAGAUACACACUGUAAUUUUUCCUUACUAUAACUUUAUUAUUAACUGUAAUAUUUCUUGACCUAGGGCUACCAUAUGAAAAGUAAAUUCUAAUAAAGAAAUCUAAUGCUUA
This is a messenger RNA of Scophthalmus maximus (turbot), 1059 nucleotides long. Its product is annotated as NPC intracellular cholesterol transporter 2. The record is from RefSeq and is a predicted model, not a curated record. The transcript is spliced from 5 exons. Gene Ontology annotation, biological process: cholesterol efflux; intracellular cholesterol transport. Gene Ontology annotation, molecular function: cholesterol binding. NCBI's taxonomy places the organism in Eukaryota, Metazoa, Chordata, Actinopteri, Pleuronectiformes, Scophthalmidae. Bases 179 to 628 code for a protein of 149 amino acids.